CGGCGGCGGAGGCGGAGGGCGCGGGAGCGGGGCCGGCAACCGGGCAGAGCGGCACCGAGCGCCGCCUUCCCUCCGCCGCCGCCAGCGGUCGCCCGCGCCCGCCCGCACCGCCGCCGAACGCCCUCCCCACCUUAGCCGCACCGGCGGUGGGGUGGGCGGGCGGGCGGGCCUGCCGGGGCGCGGAAAUCGAGGCCGGGGCUCCAUCGCGGCCUAGCUGCUGUGGGAGAAGGCGGGGAGGCCUGCCGUUACCGCCGCCCCCGCCGCCGGCCUUUUGUCUCCGCUGGGCUGGGUGGACGCGGCGGGGGCUGUUAGAAUGGAACAGACUGAAGGCCCUAUGAGAAAAAGGGAAAGCUAAGGAUGCUGGAGCAGAACAAUGGAUUUCUCUUUCUCUUUCAUGCAAGGGAUCAUGGGAAACACAAUUCAGCAACCACCUCAACUCAUUGACUCAGCCAACAUCCGCCAAGAGGAUGCCUUUGAUGCCAGCAGUGACAUUGCUGAAGAUGGUGGACAAACGCCAUACGAAGCUGCCCUGCAGCAAGGCUUUCAGUACCCCACGCCCACGACGGAGGACCUUCCGCCCAUCACGAACGGCUACCCACCAACAAUCAAUAUCUAUGAACCUCAAGCCAAAUACCAGACGUACAGUCAAUAUCCCAAUGGUUCAGCCAAUGGUUUUGGUACAGUCAGAAACUUUAGCCCCCCAGAGUAUUACCAAAUGGAAAACUCUAACACAAGGCCGCACGAAGUUCUGGAAAAACCUUCCCCUCCACAGCUGCCGCCUCCACCACCACCUUCAGUUUCACAGACGGUGAUUCCAAAGAAGACUGGCUCACCAGAGAUCAAAUUAAAAAUAACCAAAACUAUCCAGAACGGCAGGGAAUUGUUUGAGUCCUCUCUGUGUGGGGACCUUUUAAAUGAAGUACAAGCGAGUGAGUAUGCUAAGGCGAAACAUGAAGGGAGAAAAGAGAAAAGGAAAAAAAGUAGCAAGCAUGACUCUUCCCGAUCGGAAGAGCGCAAGUCGCACAAAAUUCCAAAAUUAGAACCAGAGGAACAAAAUAGACCAAAUGAGAGGCUUAGCAUGCUAUCAGAAAGACCAAGAGAAGAUACAGUGUUGGAGGAAACCCCGGUCCAGCAGUUCUUGCCUUCUCUUUCAACACAAGUCGCCCAUGACGUCAAGUUUCAGGUUGGCGAUCUGGUUUGGUCCAAGGUGGGAACAUACCCGUGGUGGCCUUGCAUGGUUUCAUGUGAUCCACAGCUUGAUGUUCAUACCAAAAUUAAUACAAGAGGUGCUCGUGAAUACCACGUUCAGUUUUUUAGCAACCAGCCAGAGAGGGCGUGGGUGCACGAGAAGCGGGUUCGAGAGUACAAAGGACACAAACAGUAUGAGCAAUUAUUGGCUGAGGCUGCUAAGCAAGCCAGCAACCACUCUGAGAAACAGAAGAUCCGCAAACCAAGGCCGCAAAGAGAGCGUGCUCAGUGGGAUAUUGGUAUUGCCCAUGCUGAGAAAGCACUGAAAAUGACUCGGGAAGAAAGGAUAGAACAAUACACCUUCAUUUAUAUAGACAAAGAGCCAGAGGAGGUUUUGUCAAAAGCCAAAAAGACUGCUGCUUCUAAAUCGGAGACCAAGAAGAACCGACGACCGAAGCCAGCUUCGAACACCCAGCCAGAACAUGCCAACGUGGCAGCAGCAUCACCUUCAAAUGCUGAGGUGCGAAGACAAAGCCAACGGAGGCAGUCAAGUGUGGAAGAGGAGGAGCCACCUCCUGUGAAAAUCGCAUGGAAAACAGCUGCAGCUAGAAAAUCCUUGCCAGCUUCAAUAACCAUGCACAACUUGGAUCUUCAAAAAUGUAACAUGUCUCCAGUUGUUAAAAUUGAACAGGUUUUUGCCCUUCAGAAUGCUGCUGGGGAUGGAAAACUCAUCGAUCAGUUUGUUUAUUCCACUAAGGGAGUUGGUAACAAAACAGAAGUAAGCGUCAAAGGACAAGAGAGACUUAAUUCUUCAUCAAAUCAGAGAAACGAAAAAGCAGCAGUGCAAAACGCGUCCUCUCCUGAAACAACUUGUGGGUCAACAGGUUCUGUAGAAAAGAAGCAACAGAGAAGAUCGAUUCGAACCCGCUCAGAGUCUGAGAAAUCCACUGAAGUUGUGCCAAAGAAGAAGAUCAAAAAGGAGCAGGUUGAAAUGGUUCCACUGACAGCAGUGAAGACAGGAUUGCAGAAAGGUGCCAGCGAGAUUUCAGAUUCUUGUAAACCUUUAAAGAAAAGGAGUCGUGCCUCGACUGAUGUCGAACUGACGAGCUCAGCUUACAGAGACACAUCAGACUCGGAUUCGAGAGGACUUAACGAUUUACAGGGUAGUUUUGGAAAACGCUCAGACAGCCCGUCAGCUAUGGCCGAUGCUGAUGCCUCGGAUGUGCAGUCGGUGGAUUCCAGCUUAUCCAGGAGAGGAACUGGAACGAAUAAAAAAGACACUGUUUGUCAGAUCUGCGAGAGCUCUGGCGAGUCUCUGGUGUCCUGCGAGGGCGAGUGUUGCAGCGUCUUUCAUCUGGAAUGUCUCGGCCUGAAGGCGAUGCCCGAGGAGAAGUUCAUCUGCACCGAGUGUAAAAACGGAGAACAUACAUGCUUUUCGUGCAAACUUCCCGGCAAAGAUGUGAAGCGCUGUUCGGUCAACACGUGCGGUAAAUUUUAUCACGAGGCCUGUGUUCGCAAGUUUGCCACCGCUCUCUUCGAGUCGCGAGGAUUCCGUUGCCCGCAGCAUUGCUGUACCGCCUGCUCCAUGGAUAAGGAUAUUCAUAAAGCAAGCAAAGGUCGCAUGGUGAGAUGUUUCAGAUGCCCCAUUGCCUAUCACUCAGGAGAUGGCUGUAUUGCUGCAGGAAGCUUGUUUGUGUCAUCCCACAUUCUCAUCUGUAGUAACCAUUCCAAAAGGAAUCACUCCUCAUCAGCUGUAAAUGUAGGCUUUUGUUUCGUUUGUGCAAGAGGGCUGGUAGUGCAGGAUCAUUCAGACCCCCUGUUCAGUUCAUAUGCCUAUAAGUCCCACUACCUUCUGAAUGAAUCAAAUCGUGCUGAGUUGAUGAAAUUACCUAUGAUUCCUCCUCCUUCGUCAGCUUCCAAAAAGAAAUGUGAGAAAGGUGGAAAACUGUUAUGCUGUGAGUCCUGCCCAGCUUCCUUUCACCCCGAGUGUCUCAACAUAGAAAUGCCUGAAGGAUGCUGGAAUUGCAAUGACUGUAAAGCUGGCAAGAAGCUGCGUUACAAGCAGAUCGUUUGGGUCAAGCUUGGAAAUUACAGGUGGUGGCCAGCAGAGAUCUGCAAUCCCAGGUCUGUGCCUCUCAACAUACAGGGCCUCAAACAUGAUAUCGGGGACUUCCCAGUAUUUUUCUUUGGUUCACAUGACUACUAUUGGGUACACCAGGGCAGAGUUUUCCCUUAUGUUGAAGGAGAUAAAAGCUUUGCUGAGGGGCAAACUAGUAUUAACAAGACCUUCAAGAAAGCACUUGAAGAAGCAGCAAAGCGCUUCCAGGAGCUGAAAGCACAAAGAGAAAGCAAAGAGGCAUUAGAAAUUGAAAGGAAUUCAAGGAAACCUCCACCUUAUAAACACAUUAAAUCCAACAAGGUGAUAGGGAAGGUUCAGAUUCAGGUGGCUGAUCUGUCGGAAAUCCCUCGCUGUAACUGCAAGCCGUCGGACGAGAACCCCUGCGGGCUGGAGUCGGAGUGUCUCAACAGGAUGCUGCAGUACGAGUGCCACCCCCAGGUGUGCCCGGCGGGAGAGCGCUGUCAGAACCAGUGCUUCACCAAAAGACUCUACCCCGACGCUGAGAUCAUAAAAACGGAUCGACGUGGGUGGGGUCUCAGGACAAAAAGGAGCAUUAAAAAGGGCGAAUUUGUGAACGAGUACGUUGGCGAGCUAAUUGACGAAGAGGAGUGCAGGCUGCGGAUCAAACGUGCACAUGAAAACAGUGUAACCAAUUUUUAUAUGUUAACUGUAACCAAGGACCGGAUAAUAGACGCUGGCCCAAAGGGGAAUUAUUCUCGUUUUAUGAACCAUAGUUGUAAUCCAAACUGUGAAACGCAGAAAUGGACAGUGAAUGGCGACAUUAGAGUCGGACUAUUUGCUCUUUGUGAUAUUCCUGCAGGAAUGGAGUUAACGUUUAAUUAUAACUUGGAUUGCCUGGGCAAUGGCAGGACCGAAUGUCAUUGUGGAGCAGAAAACUGCAGUGGUUUCCUAGGAGUGCGUCCAAAGACAGCAUUUGCAACGGCAAAUGAAGAGAAGGUGAAGAAUGCAAAACUAAAGCAGAAGAAGCGGAAGAUAAAAACAGAACAGAAGCAGAUGCAUGAAGACAACUGUUUCCAGUGUGGAGAUGGGGGAGAACUAGUCAUGUGUGAUAAAAAGGACUGUCCCAAAGCGUACCACCUCCUAUGCCUUAACCUGACUCAGCCACCUUUUGGAAAGUGGGAAUGUCCGUGGCAUCAGUGUGACGUCUGUAGCAAUCCUGCAGUUUCCUUCUGUGAGUUUUGCCCUCAUUCCUUCUGCAAAGAUCACGAGAAGGGAGCCCUGGUGGCAUCAGCGUUGGAUGGCCGUCUCUGCUGCUCCGCACAUGACCCCAAAUCUCCCGUGGCACCUGAGUACUGGAGCAAGAUAAAGUGCAAAUUGGAACCACAGAAUCCUGUAGAAGAAGCAAAGGAGUGAAUUUGGUUAAAAACAAACAAGGGAGGGGCGAAGAGGGGCAAACGGGCGAUGAACUUGAAGAGACUGCUACGACACAUUCAGUCUUUGUCAUCGGAGCCGUCGUGUGCGAACUGGGAACGGGACCAUUUAAUCUUAGCAAGCAGAAGCAGGCAGUGGUGUUUUGUUUUUUAUUGUUUGGUCUUUCUUUUACCCUUGAAUGUGCUACAGCAGCUCUUACUGUUGGAAACCAGAAACGUCUUGGCCUUCAAAGAAAUAUGUAGACCUUUUGACAGUGAAAAGAAUAUUCUGUUUAAAAUAUGUUCUUUGAGUGUAGAAAGCAAAGCAUAGCAACAUAUUUAUUUAUUUAAUUUUUAAAGGGUGUUGAAGAUCUGUUUCUGAUCAGUCAACGUGUCUUUAAAAACAGAAUAGCAAAGCCAACAUAACUUUUAUGUCUAGUUUAUGAAAAGAAUAAAGCCUCCCCACUCUGUGUAACACUGAGAUGCCAUAAGGACAGAUGUGGGUUUCGGACCAGGUGACCCCGAAAUGCCUCCAUUCCAGUACUGAUUUUUAAAGGCAUUUUGAGAAGGUAGGUUAUGUAUCAUGUUAACGUAUGAAUAUUAAUGUAAGGCGUUUCCUAUGAGAAAUCAGGUGUAUGACUUCUUGGAAGUGCUUGUAACACGAGAUCUGGUAUUGUUUAAGGAGGGCAGAAAUCCUAGUUCCUUGCUCGAGAGCUGUAAUCCACGUUUGCCGGCAGGUGGAAAUUCAGAAGGAGCUUAAUUGCACAGUGGUCAUUCCUUUAUCCCACCUCAUGUGGAAAACCUUUGUAGUUAGGAGAGCUGCCCGGCUCGGGCCCGUACUGCAGCUCACUCAGAUGGCAGCGGGAGCUCUGCCAUUGAGUUCUUCAGGUGGAGGAUUGUUCUGUGCCUGUGUAUUUGUCACCUGCCAAGUCUGCGCUUGUUUUAUGGCAAUUAUAUGACUGGGAUUCUUUGUUGCCACCUUCUCAGACUCCCGUUAGCUUCAAAAGAAAUUUGAGCGCUGAAGGAAUCCGACCCAUGUGCAUAUUUGUUUUGAUUGAAUGCUUAGAUUUUUUUGCUGAGAGAGAUCUUCUAACUUUAAUCUUCAUUGUUAAUGGAGCUAAGAAAAAUCUCAGCACUUCUGCAAUGAACAGGGUAUUUUCUGUGUCUGGGGAAUGGGGCCGUAUUCACAGCAGCCAGCUUCAGCCUCAUGAGACGGUUCUCUCUUGGAUUUCUUCUGUUCGUCAGCAGAGAGACGGGCUCCUUCAGUGAGGCUUUUGAAGUGGCUUAGGCAGGCUCCUGCUCCAGACUUUCUUUCGAAAACCUGUCCUCCUCCAUUCCUGUGCAAGGAGCCUGGGGGUUCCAGUUUCCCCAGGCUGAAGUUAGGCUGUGCUGAGCCGCCUCCCCUGGCCCUGCGUCUUACACUCUGCCUCUCCCCCUGCCCUGGUGCAGUUAGUGUACUUUUGACUCGUACGCUGAAAUUAGCUGACUUCCUGCUGGCUUUUUGCUAAUGGCUAUUGAAAACAGUCACGAAUGAACAUAAUUAAUAUCAAGUGUCACUGGCAUCUGGCUAAAUUAAGUCUUUGAAUUAAGAAUUAAGAACCUUGUCUCUGAAAAACUGCUCACAUAAACCUACGGGAACGUGGUGACUUCUCAGUUCAAGAAAAUAGUAGGCUGAAAAAGUACACGUGGGAUUUUAGAACACAUCUUGCCUCUGGCUGGUGUCCUCAAAUUUAUGUACGGGGGGAAUUUUUUUGCGUGCAAUUGUACAAUUACAAAAUACACUACAAUCUCUUUAAGCAGCCGCUGUGCCAUGGAACUGAUCUGGCAGUUCAUCUUGCGAACGCCUGCAGACGCCUUUCCUCCAGACUCGGGACGGCUCUGCGGGUCUCCUGGGUCGCUGCGUGGUACAGGGGGCUCCUGGGAUCUCUAAAGCACUUCAUCUCGUGGUCCGUACUGCAGUGAAUGUCUGAAACACUACUCUUGCUUGAAAGCAGUGCUGUAUUUUGGUAUUUUUUACAAAAAAAAAUUUACAAAAAGGAUUUUAUUUUUCUUAACAUUUUGUGUGAUAAAUGUCUCUUUUUAAGCUCUUACUGGGGGUGUUGAACCUUUUCAGAAAUUCCAAACGUAGCUCUUGCUACCGUGUCUGUAAGGCCCAAUGUGUUUACUUUAUAUUAUUUAUUAGGCUUGGUGAUGUUCGAAUGAUUUUCUCUGCGAGCGGUCUGAAUUUUGCAGAACUGCCGCGGUGCGAGUGCACCUCCCUGCUUUUCCAUGCGGUGUCCAUGGGACGCGCUGGCGGGAGGGGACGGUGUGGCAGCACCGGGACCCUCACCAGGGAGCAGGCGAGGGCCACCACCCUCGGUCACCGCACGGGACCUGCUGCUGGGACGUGCCGGGGCGCCGAGUGUCACAGAACACGUGGAGGUUCAAAGAAGGCUUAAAAACUUGUAAAAUGCUGUGAAUUGAGGCCUGCUGCUACUCCUGUGCCAUGCCGCUUGAUGUCUUGGUUAACUUUGUUUUCAAACUUCUUACAGGUGCUCCUUUUUUCCACCAAAAAAAAAAAAAAGAUUAAUAAUAGCCAACAGCUGGGCUUGGACUUUAAAGGGAAAACAGAUUGGUUUUUAAGCUUGUCCGACUUAUGAACAGAGUCUGAACUGGAUUUCACGCUAUUGGAGAGAAGGUGAAUCUUUCAAAAAAACUUUAACGUUCUUAGAUAAGAAAAUACCUAAUUCAAAGUAUCUUGGUAACUCUAGGGGGUUUGUUCUUUAUGCCAAACACAAAAUGUUAAAAUACACAUUUUAACUAUUUCUUUGCAAACUGAGUAACGAUAAUGCAAUUCCUUUGUAAGGAAAAGAUUGAACAGCUGCUUUGAUUAUUUGGCAUCAGCAGAGGGCGAGUCAGCCGCUGAAUUAAAUUUGUGUGGUCUCUAAAAUGAGAUAAUUAACAUUGGGUAUUUUGGUGGUUUCACGCUGAGGCCUGGAAGAAAUCCACAGAGCUGCUGGUGAUUUUGGUUGGGAAAUUCUGGUGUUUAGGACUGUCAGUCGUUCCUUACCGGAACGCACCCUCGUGCUUUCCCCUUACUUUCGCUUUAAUUUUUUGCCAUAGCGCCGUGCUUCUGGCGAAGGCCUGGCUCCAGCGCUGUCGGCCGGGUGCUCUCGCGUCGGGGCUGCGCUGCAAAGUUACCGGAUUUCGUUGUUUACCGGAGCUUUUCCUCUCUGGUCGCACCUUAGCACAGCGCAGAGGCUCUGCAGGCCGUGGCCAGCGGUGCAGGGGCUGGUCACUGCCCUUCUCGCAGACGCGGGGCGAGCGUUAGUUAUUGUAGCUUUCGGCUCGGCGCUAUAGGCUUGGCCUGUCGACAGACUGUUGAAGGCGUUUGCAGCUCAGGAAGGAUAAUGUUAAAGGCAAUUUUGUGGGCAAAUUACCUUCUCUGGUCACCACCAUGGUCUUAGAGAAUCUGUUAAAAUGGAGUAAUAGGGCUGGAAUGUUUAAUUUUGGCCUUUCUUCUAAAAAACUUCUUGUAUCUUAAUUUCAGGAUAGUAUGGGAAAGACACAAUUACUAGACGUAAUUAACAAUGAGCAUAAAAUCUGUAUAUAUGGAAACUUUACAGAACUAUGUGGGUGGGGCGGGGGAGGAGGGUGGGAGGGGGGAUGUCCAACGCUGGUACGAAGUAGUCACUUUAACAUUGAAACCUCUGCCUCAUUGAAUUCAGGGUUUAAUGUACUUGAAGCUCUGCGGUUCCUUUUACAGCUUUUUUUUUUUUUAUUUAUACAUAACUUUUUUUUUUUUUUGUAUACUACAUUGACAAUGUCUUUGACGUCCCUGAAGUUACUUUCUGCUCCCGCUGUACAGUGAGUCUCUGGCAAACGGCGAGCGUUCCCAAGCGCCGUCUGGGUUGUGUGCGUCCCCACGGGGGGUGUUGCGUGAGAGACGGCAGCCCGGGGGGGACGCUGCCCGUUUGCCUUCCGUUUCUCAUCAGCUUUCCCCUGCUGUUUAUCUUUGUGUAGCAAAAACAUUUGCACUUACGAUACACUCCUACACUUUGGAUGUAUUCACAAUGUUGUUCUGAGGAGAAAAAAAAAAAAGGCAAAAAAAAAAAAAAAAGCUGUUUCCUAUUAUAUUCUGUUCCUGAGUGAGGAGCUCAGGUGUUGUUACCCCUGUGAGGGGCUGUCUCACCGCUCUGGAGAGAGGGGAGUUGUUAAGCUGAAACUCUGUGCUCUGCAUGGGAGACUUCUGUAAUUAAUGUGAAAUCAAAAAGGGAAAACGCGUAUGAAUUUGCCAAAGCCAUUCACUCAUCCCCUGUUCCUCGCGUGGCACUGGCUGCCCGGGGGUUGUGCACGGAGAGAAGGGAGCUGCCUCUCCUCGCCCCGUCCCUGCCAGCGCCGGGAGGUGGCCAUGGUGGCCCUCCCCGGGCCUCCCCGCACCGCCGGGCACCGGCCCCUUCCCACCCGCGUCUGGGGCAGGAACGGACCGGAGGAAAAAAGCGUUUCCUAUUCACUGGUGGGGCUCUAUCUCAUUUCUGGUGUCACUUUUCCUUUUCAAUCAAGCCGAUGGCGUUGCCACAGACAACAAGGUGCUCCGGUGGCAUUUGGGCUGGUGGAGAGGGGGGCGGGGGCUCCGGGGGGGCUGUGGGAGACGCGAGCGAUGUUGCACAACACAGAUACCUGCAGAUUCCGUUUCCAUUCCCAUGUACUCUCUAUCUGUACGGAUGACCUUUGUAGAGUCGUUAUUUCUGUAGACUUUGUUUAUCUGUAACAAACUUUGUAGAUUCUGUGAAAUGUUAUUUUAACGAAAUCACUCGAGUCUUUAAUAGCAAAGCAUCAAUAUUCACUGAAGUCGAUAUCUUAAGAGUUUUUGGAAGUUGACUAGAAGCUCUUGACACUAACGAAGUAGUGUUACCUUUCCCUGGCGAUGUUCCACUGGGGCAUUACUGUAUUAUGACUUGAUGUUGCCGCAUAGACUUUGAGAUAUACGAUAUUUUGGGGGUUUUGUUGUUCGGCCUAUGUUCUCUUGCAUAGUGUGAAACCUGUAAAGCUUGGUUAACCUGUACAUAGAUAGCUUACCGUCAACUAGUUAUAGUGUAUCUAGAAUUGCCUGUAAUAUUUUAGCUUCUUACUGAAUGUCUGUGAUGGUAGGAACAUAUAAUUUUUGUACAUUAUAUUUACUGAGAUGUCGCCUUUUUUAUUUUACAAAUACUUUGGAAUUCAGAUGUGUUUUUGCUUCCGUGAGGAUUAAUUUGGAAAGGUUUUUAAUGACAUUCCACUGAUUUGAACUUUUGCUUGAGGUUGACUUCAAUAAAUCGUUCUGAAUGUUCCAACGACGAAAAGGCUUCUCCCUGCGUCUCGCCGGCCGAGCACCGG
Messenger RNA from Chroicocephalus ridibundus (black-headed gull), 10032 nucleotides. RefSeq names its product nuclear receptor binding SET domain protein 3 (gene NSD3). The coding region runs from base 374 to 4681 and encodes 1435 amino acids. Gene Ontology annotation, cellular component: nucleus. Gene Ontology annotation, molecular function: histone methyltransferase activity; protein binding. Lineage: Eukaryota; Metazoa; Chordata; Aves; Charadriiformes; Laridae. The transcript has 24 exons. The record is from RefSeq and is a predicted model, not a curated record.